Messenger RNA from Fusarium poae, 2493 nucleotides. RefSeq lists its product as uncharacterized. NCBI's taxonomy places the organism in Eukaryota, Fungi, Ascomycota, Sordariomycetes, Hypocreales, Nectriaceae. The record is from RefSeq and is a predicted model, not a curated record. Bases 1 to 2493 code for a protein of 830 amino acids. The transcript has 3 exons.
AUGUUACCAUUUGUUAAAUUGCCCGAGUUUCCGUUUGUAAUUUGCACGAUAUGCCAUUACGCAUAUAUCGUCAAGGAGAUUGAGCCGCAUUUGAAGAAGCACCACAAGGGCAUCAAAGCAGCUACCAGGAGAGACAUCGCCCAGCAAAUAAAAGAUUUGCCCGGUAUAAUUGAGGAUCAGCGAGGAUUAUUAACGUGGCAGAAACCACCGCCGACAAUCGACCCGAUCCCGCAUAUCCACCCGCCCGUGACCGAUAAGUUAGGUUGUAAUGAGGAAGGGUGUUUAUAUGUGACAGGCACCAUUCGUGGGAUACAGGGACAUUACCGGAACGAACACGGGUGGAGCAAUCCGCGAGGGAGAGGAAGGCGGUUUAUGCACCAACCCAUGGACCCAAGCGAGGUACCGUGGCGCACAGGCGUUCAAAGCCAGCAGUUAUUUCGUAACGGGUCGGCCAGCGGUUGGUUUGAGGUCGGGUUCGGGGCACCGGCCACCCAAACGGCAGACGAAGCCGCCAUGAUGGAACGGGCGGUAUGUGCCAUGAAGCAGAAGCAGGAGCAAUUCGAGCGGGAGGAUAAAGAGUGCAUCAAGGCCGCCGACGGAAAGACAGAUGCCAAUGGGUGGUUAGAGCGUGUGGGAUGGGCCAAUCAUUUACAGGGUUUUGAUCCGGAGGCCAUGAGACGGUUGAUGGAUCCGGUCGGCGAGGAGGAGCAUGUUUUACAGUUGAUCCACGAGAGCAUCAUGCGGGUCAUGCUGCAGGCACGCAUCACCGCCACCCCCAACACGGUUGGCAGCCAGGCAUUGUUCGAAGUACAACGUAAAGAAGUCGAUAAGAAGCCGCGGCGGCCAUUUGACAAUCGGGUGGAAGAAGACACGUGGGCACGGUACACCGCGGUGUGGUCCAAGUUGAUAUGUUAUGUUUACCGCGCAGAAGAGUUGGACGACGACAAGAGGCCCGGGUUCAAGUUGACAAAGCAACAGGGCGACCGCAUGGAUGCAUUGGAGCUCAUGAUCAACGACCACGUCGAAGAUCCCGAGGCCAACCCAUUAGAUGAGGAUAAAGUCGAUACGCUGGUAUUACAGGUGGUCAUCGCAUUAUUAGAUCACAGGUUAACGGUCGGUGAGUAUCGCAGCGCCAUCAUCAGCGGGUUGGCCGUAUUAGGGAUUCGUCAAGAUGGAGGGUGGAUGGAUGCGAUAGAUUACACAACCACAUAUUCGGCCGUGAUCAAGGUGGCGCGGGCCAUGGUCGUAUAUCGAUCAUUUCAGGAGAGGAAGGAAGAGGUGGCCCGGUUGCAGCGGGAGAAGGAUUUGGACGAGGAUGAGGCCGACGAGGAGGCGACCAGCAUGUUCCGCAUCGUGCGUGAGAAAGUGCAGAAGUUCAUGACGGUGACAUCAAAAGAGGCAUACGCCGAGCCGACGCCGAUGGAUUGGAUAUAUGAGGCGCGAUCGUACGGCAUGUUCAUCCGGUUCAACACGCCAGCAGGCGGGACCGUGGAUUGGGUCGGCGACCAGAUCAGUUCAUUUAUUCACUUUACACUACACUUCGAUACGACCCUCGCGCUUUUCGAAAUCUCAAUUCCCAUCAGCUAUAAGCAACACACCAGAACAUCAGCCAUCUGCAUUCGUAUCAACCCCCGAUCUAUCACCUCUCUUACACAAUCCAUCGUACGAGAUCUCCCCGAUGCCGCCAAACCCAUCUUUGGCUUUACAUCUGCAAUCUGUCUUGACUUUGAGCUCAACGAUGCAGUCACUGUCCUCAUUCCAAGUUUCAUCACCGAGCCAGUUACAGCAGCCCGAAAACGUUCCGGCAUUAUCAUUAACUCGCUCUACGAGUUGACACAGGCAACCUCUGCUACCGCGACUGCACAGCAGAAGCUGCAUCCAUUCUCCGGCCCCGACUAUGAUAUUGCUCGCUGGUUCUGGGGCCGUGGCGCAAAGGUUACAACUCUUCCGACGCCACCCCCACCUUCAUAUAACAAAGCAACGGCCGACCAAGCGAAUAUACCCUUAUAUAGCGAAUCAAUAACCUUCGAUCCCCCGACCACCUCCCAUAAGCGCAAACGCAGCCAAGACGCCGUCGGCAAAAGAGUUCAGGUCCCUGAUAGCGCAGUAAUCUGGACCAAGCUACUAGAACUGGAGGCCACAGUCCAGCAUCAUCCACCACCGGCAACUAUCCCCGGAGAUCAGUCACAGCAUAUCAAAGAGCUACAUGCCAUAAUUGACAACCUACAAACACAGUCCACACAAUACGAGCAGAAGGCACUAGAUCGAGAAACCGAGGUUACCAAUCUACGAAUACAACUUGCGCAAUGCGAGAAGAAAGUUCUAGAUCUCGAGACCGAAGUGGCAGCUCUGCGAGACGCCCAAGACAAUGCCGACAACACAGGGAGCGUGGAAAUAAGUGAGAUGCAAGAGAAUAUCCUCGAUCUCGAAGGAAAGAUAGACUAUGUUACAAGAAGGAAAGAUGAUGACGAUUUUGCGCAUAACUAUCCUUAA